Messenger RNA from Sphenostylis stenocarpa, 204 nucleotides. Lineage: Eukaryota; Viridiplantae; Streptophyta; Magnoliopsida; Fabales; Fabaceae. The record is from the annotation of a GenBank genome assembly.
AUGUUGGCCUUGCUGUACGAAACAGCUCCUUGGCAAGCAAAUUCGAUGAAGAAGGUUUUGUUAAUCGUGCGUGCGAGAAUGGCUGAACUGAAUUUGAGGUGGCAACUGCAAGCAAUGCGAUUUGGAAUCAGAAUUCGGUUGACGAUACUUGACGGGUUGACACGUUCAAGCACAUUCGUUGGAGCAGCACAAGUGAUGGGGUAG